AUGGGCAAGCGCAGCUCAGCGUCGCGCCGCAGGCGUGAGGCAGCUGCCGACAGCAUGGACACGGACGCGCUCACCACGACGAGCGCGACCGGCUUGCUCAAACCACGAGUUGUCAAGACAAAGAUAUCCAAGGCGCGCGCGGCGGCGCAGAAGCUCACGCGCAAGCAAAAGCUGCGAAAGGCGAAGAAGCAGGAGCGGGGCGCGGCGAAUGCUGACCGGAGAGAAAUCAAGGCGGAACACGACGCGCACAAAGCGGAGCGCCGGCUGAGGGCGAAGGCCCUUUGGUGA
Messenger RNA from Emiliania huxleyi CCMP1516, 288 nucleotides. RefSeq lists its product as hypothetical. The coding region runs from base 1 to 288 and encodes 95 amino acids. The record is from RefSeq and is a predicted model, not a curated record. Lineage: Eukaryota; Haptophyta; Isochrysidales; Noelaerhabdaceae. The transcript has 3 exons.